Molecule: messenger RNA, 2758 nt
Organism: Pseudophryne corroboree (corroboree frog)
Lineage: Eukaryota; Metazoa; Chordata; Amphibia; Anura; Myobatrachidae
Gene: NAA35
Product: N-alpha-acetyltransferase 35, NatC auxiliary subunit
Exons: 24
Coding region: 201-2504 (767 amino acids)
Biological process (GO): N-terminal peptidyl-methionine acetylation
Cellular component (GO): NatC complex
Source: RefSeq, a predicted model, not a curated record
CUACAUACGUACCCCAUAGGCUCACGCAAAUAUCUGUAACAGUGUAUUUGUGUGUGUGUGUGUGUGUAUCCGUCACGUCCGCGUAUCUGUGGCACGCCCCCCCUCACCUAACGUCAUCACGUUGUCCCCGGUACGGCGUAAGGUGGACGGAGAUAGCUGUGUGUGUGAGAGCCGGCGUCGGAAAUAGAGUGACCGGUGUCAUGGUGAUGAAAGCUUCCAUGGAAGAUGAUGAUUCAGGAUGGGAACUUUCCAUGCAGGACAAGAUGGGGAAAAGCAAUGCCAACUGGAUAGAUAUAACUCAGGAAUUCAGAGAUGCUUGUAGUGAGCUGAAACUCGGGGAGCUGCUUCACGACAAACUCUUUGGCCUGUUUGAAGCCAUGUCUGCCAUUGAAAUGAUGGACCCUAAAAUGGAUGCUGGCAUGAUUGGGAAUCAGGUUAAUCGGAAGGUUCUGAAUUUUGAGCAAGCAAUAAAGGAUGGAACCAUUAAAAUUAAAGAUCUAACAUGGCCAGAUUUAAUAGGAAUCAUGGAUACUUGUUUUUGUUGUUUGCUACGAGCUCCUCCCGACCUGUUCCUUAAGAGAUGGCCGCCCAAUUGUUUUCAGCUGAGCCGCCACUCCACUGUGUAUAACAUAACUUGGUUAGAAGGCCACUCCUUAGCACAAACGGUUUUCACGUGUCUUUAUGUUCAUAAUCCCGACUUCAUAGAAGACCCAGCCAUGAAGGCAUUUGCACUCGGAAUUCUCAAGAUAUGUGAUAUUACUAGAGAAAAAGUGAACAAAGCUGCUGUUUUUGAAGAGGAGGAUUUCCAGUCUAUGACAUACGGAUUUAAAAUGGCUAACAGUGUAACAGAUCUCCGAGUUACAGGAAUGUUAAAAGAUGUUGAAGAUGACUUGCAGAGGAGAGUUAAGAGCACUAGGAGUCGACAGGGAGAGGAGAGAGAUCCUGAAGUUGAACUUGAGCACCAACAGUGCUUGGCAGUAUUUAGCAGAGUGAAGUUUACCAGAGUUUUGUUGACUGUUCUAAUUGCUUUCACCAAGAAAGAGACCAGUGCAGUCGUAGAAGCAUCAAAACUUAUAAGCCAAGCUGGUGACCUUCUCUCGGCUAUACACAAUUCCCUUCCUCUUGGCAUUCAGGCUCAGAAUGAUACCACUAAAGGCGACCAUCCAAUUAUGAUGGGAUUUGAGCCCUUGGUCAACCAGCGGUUGCUUCCUCCAACUUUUCCUCGUUAUGCAAAAAUAAUUAAGAAAGAAGAGAUGGUGAAUUAUUUUUAUAAAUUAAUAGAUAGAAUUAAAACGGUGUGUGAAGUCGUCAACUUAUGUAACCUUCACAGUAUUUUGGAUUUUUUCUGUGAAUUCAGUGAACAAUCUCCUUGUGUACUUUCAAGAUCUCUCCUGCAGACCACGUUCUUGGUGGAUAACAAAAAGGUGUUUGGGACGCAUCUGAUGCAGGACAUGGUAAAAGAUGCACUGCGGUUCUUCGUAAGCCCACCUGUCCUCUCCUCAAAAUGCUGUCUAUAUAAUAACCAUCAAGCAAAAGACUACAUUGAUUCAUUUGUCACACACUGUGUAAGACCGUUCUGCAGUUUGAUUCAGAUUCAUGGUCACAACAGAGCUCGCCAAAGAGAUAAACUUGGUCAUAUCCUGGAAGAUUUUGCAACUUUACAAGAUGAGGCAGAGAAGGUGGACGCAGCUCUACACAGCAUGUUGCUGAAGCAGGAACCUCAAAGGCAGCACUUAGCAUGUUUGGGUACCUGGGUUCUCUACCAUAACCUGCGGAUAAUGAUUCAGUACUUGCUAAGUGGUUUUGAACUGGAACUUUAUAGCAUGCAUGAAUACUAUUACAUCUACUGGUACUUGUCGGAGUUUCUUUAUGCUUGGUUGAUGUCUACACUAAGUCGGGCAGAUAGCUCGCAGAUGGCAGAAGAGCGCAUUAUGGAGGAACAACAGAAAGGUCGUAGCAGCAAAAAGACUAAGAAAAAGAAAAAAAUUCGUCCUUUGAGCAGAGAGAUAACUUUAAGCCAAGCUUAUCAGAACAUGUGUGCUGGCAUGUACAAGACAAUGAUCGCAUUUGACAUGGAUGGAAAAGUGAGGAAGCCCAAAUUUGAGCUGGACAGUGAACAAGUUCGUUAUGAGCACAGGUUUGCACCAUUCAACAGUGUUAUCACCCCGCCACCAGUGCACUAUUUGCAAUUUAAGGAAAUGUCUGAUCUAAAUAAGUACAGUCCUCCACCCCAAUCUUCAGACCUGUACAUGGCUGCAAGCAAACAUUUCCAACAAGCAAGAAUGAUUUUGGAAAAUAUCCCAAAUCAAGACCAAGAAGUGAGAAUUUCCUUUCCUUUUAACGUUUCUGUUCAUUUUAUUCAGGUAAAUGAGAUUUUGAAGGUUGCCAAAAACAAUAUAGUGGUAAUGAAAUUGCUUGCUGGAGGCCACAAGAAGGACUCUAAGAUUCCACCUGAAUUUGAUUUCUCUGCACACAAAUAUUUCCCUGCUGUGAAACUGGUGUAAAUGAUCUACAGAGAGAAGAGAAUCUAAUACAUAAUACAUUGAGUGUUUUAGUCUAUUUAAUAUGUGGAUGAGCGCAGGCAAGGCUCAUGUGAAAUUACAGUUUUGUUUUUUUAUUCUCCUCAUUUAUUUUUCUAAUGCACUGGUUACUUUUUAUGUACAGCCACAUGAUGUGGACAGAGUUUGUAAAUCAGCUAUGUUGGAUCUAUUUCAUGAGUGUUAAGUAAUUUUUUUCAUUAAAUAUUUAAAAUAUUUUA